Messenger RNA from Capronia coronata CBS 617.96, 990 nucleotides. RefSeq lists its product as uncharacterized. The transcript has 3 exons. Lineage: Eukaryota; Fungi; Ascomycota; Eurotiomycetes; Chaetothyriales; Herpotrichiellaceae. The coding region runs from base 1 to 990 and encodes 329 amino acids. The record is from RefSeq and is a predicted model, not a curated record.
AUGGCGAGAGGAGCGGAAGGGAAGAUGAAGCUUGAAAGCGGCGAGCUGGCGAUGGCAGCACUCGUCGCCGACAGCUUCACAGAGAUGUUCGCCGGAAGCGCAGUCCAAGGGUGCAGCCUUGAGUCGCUCCUGCCUUCUCACCCUGCUCUUGUGCAGUUGCCUUCUGCUGAACUUGAAGACAGGCUCCCACACAAGACUGCUGCUCUUUCUACCGUGAACAACGCCUCCAUUCUUCAUAUUCAUGUUCCAUGCUACUCCGGCUUGCUGCAUCGUUACAAUCUCUGCUCACCGCCAGGAGCAUCUGUUCGGGACGUUCCUGUCAUCGGCCCAGGCCUUGCAAACCUCUACCUCAACCUACUUCAAACAGUGAACUCCAGCCCGCCGCGAGCUGACGGAGACGCAAGCAUUCCUGGUGUGCAUUACCAGCGUCGCGAGUCACCUGCCACGGAUCGCUUCACCACGAAUUACUACUUUGCCGAUGGCUCCUACGGUUCGAUCACCUGCGGGAACUAUACAACUGUUGCUGGGGACCACGUGAACCUGGUCACCGGUGAUUACGAGCUGGCCAACGGACAAAGGGGCAACAUCUACCAGGAAAACUCAAGUGAUGAGCCGAAUACUUCAGCGUUGCCCAUGCCCACACCUUUCACCAGCAGUGGCGUUGGCUCAGCCAUACCUGCAAGCGAAGUGGGCGGCCAGGCGACGUACUCAUCGUUGCCCACGCCAUUACUACCUCCUUUCACGACUACUUCUGCCACUGUAGGCAACGGCAACAACAGUACUACCGGCGGAAUCAUGCCAAAUACAACUGGGGGCACUUUCGCCGGAAGCGGCACUGGAGCUAGCUCUGCCUCUGCAACAGGAGGUCCAGAGAUUACACCGCCAGUCACCAGCAAUGGGGGAGGGCACAUCCUUCAUGGAGAACGCCACCGGAGCUUGAUCGGCCUGGCAGUGCUAGCAGCAGGAAUACACCACAUCGCAUACAGAUAG